CUCUCUCUCUGUGCACAUUACAGGAAGAUUUAAGAGAUGGGUGCAGGGCGUGAAGUUACAAUAUCUCUUGAUGGAGUCAGGGACAAGAACGUAAUGCAGCUCAAGAAGCUUAACACCGCUCUCUUUCCUGUUCGAUACCAACGGGACAAGUACUAUGCUGAUGCUCUUGCCUCUGGCGAAUUUACCAAACUAGCAUAUUAUAGCGACAUCUGCGUUGGUUCAAUUGCAUGCCGGCUGGAGAAGAAGGAAGGUGGGAACAUUUGUGUUUACAUCAUGACAUUGGGUGUUUUAGCACCAUAUCGUGGGCUAGGCAUUGGUACAAAGCUAUUGAACCAUGUUCUUGAUCUCUGUUCCAAGCAAAAUAUAUUGGAGGUUUACUUGCAUGUGCAGACGAACAAUGAAGAAGCUAUCAACUUCUAUAAGAAAUUUGGGUUUGAAAUCACAGACACCAUCCAGAACUAUUAUACAAACAUUACCCCACCAGACUGCUAUGUUCUUACAAAGUUCAUUACUCAACCUCAAGCAAAGAAAUAACAGUCAAAAGCAGUUAACAGUGUGCAAGUCCUGGUUUAUUGUUGUCAUAUUUAAACUUUACCUUGCACCAAUUAUACUCGGAGUUUUAGUAUCACAUUGUUGAGGUUAUACGAAUGCUAGAAUGCGUAGAUGAGUUGAAUUAUUUUACAGUUUGUCUACUGUUUUUGAUGCACAAAAAUUUUGUUAUUGAUUGGAUCAGUUAUAAACUAUUGAAGUUUAGUCCGGAGACUGGAUAAGAGUUUUGUGUAA
Molecule: messenger RNA, 783 nt
Organism: Pistacia vera
Lineage: Eukaryota; Viridiplantae; Streptophyta; Magnoliopsida; Sapindales; Anacardiaceae
Product: N-alpha-acetyltransferase 50
Biological process (GO): mitotic sister chromatid cohesion
Cellular component (GO): cytoplasm; NatA complex
Molecular function (GO): N-acetyltransferase activity
Source: RefSeq, a predicted model, not a curated record